This is a messenger RNA of Gloeophyllum trabeum ATCC 11539, 189 nucleotides long. RefSeq lists its product as uncharacterized. The annotation marks the transcript as partial. NCBI's taxonomy places the organism in Eukaryota, Fungi, Basidiomycota, Agaricomycetes, Gloeophyllales, Gloeophyllaceae. The record is from RefSeq and is a predicted model, not a curated record. The transcript has a single exon.
GAGAAGGUCGACAGGAGUGCGGCCGAGCAGGGCAAGAACGACCCUCGCUCGCGAUGGCACAGGGCCGCAUUCGACAUCAGUCGGUUGGAGGACCAGGACCAGAUGCUUUCGAGCUCCGGCACCCAUGAUGCCACAGCUGUCCAUAAGAUUCUUGAGACGCAGCAUUGGCUGGAACUCAUUGAUGGGUAA